Phytophthora sojae is the source of this 711-nucleotide messenger RNA. RefSeq lists its product as hypothetical. The transcript has 2 exons. NCBI's taxonomy places the organism in Eukaryota, Oomycota, Peronosporomycetes, Peronosporales, Peronosporaceae. Bases 1 to 711 code for a protein of 236 amino acids. The record is from RefSeq and is a predicted model, not a curated record.
AUGAAGACCGAGAGCUCGCUAUCGACACCUCCCACCCUCUCUUCGUCACUGUCGAGUGCCCCCUCCUUCGUGCGGAUCGGAGAUGGCUCGUAUUCGCCUGGAGAUCUGUACGUCGAAUGCCUCCUUCCGAAACACAGAGGUAGCAGCUUGGGCAGCAACACGAGCUCCAAUGCCAGCAUCUUGUCCGAGACGGUAGUGCUACCUUUUGCAGAGCACCCCGCUAUCCUGCAAGCGCAAGAAGAAUGCCGCUGUCUCAUGAAUGGUAACGACGUGUGCGUUCUCGAGGAUGAAAUAGUCAAGGAAGACGUGGUGCAGGUGCUUGGCAACGACGCUGAGCUCGUGUUCCCUACACGCAACAUCUUCCGCUACCUCGUGAUGUUCAUCAAAAACAUGGACCUGUUCCUCGAAUUUCAGGUCGAGGUUCUGGACGACUCGCAGAAUUAUCGGGUGUUCACGGUGACCAACACGCGGUCGUUGGCACGAGUUGAAGACACAGCGUGCCAACUGCCGCUGGCGUUCGGAUCGCACCCAGGGUGGCGCUACCUCUGUAUGGACCUGCAGGACCUCACAAACCAAGCGUUCGGCACAAGGCAUGUGACGACAACGGAGGUGCGCAUUCGUGGCAACUGUCGCCUUCUGAGAAUGUUUUUUCAAGACGAACGCUACGCUGAUGCCGAUCUGCCAGCACACCUUACCUUCCUUGGCGCGUAG